CCGCUCCCUGCCGUAACGCACUAAACUACACGGACAUUAGCGGGCGCAGCGGCGCAACCACCGGAGGGGGAUUAAAAACAGCGUGCGCGUCAGGAGAACCGCUCAAUUACCGACAGUGUGAACAAAAAAUAACCUCGGUGUUUAUAUCUCGAGUUCUCCGGCAGGCAGUUUGCAGCUGCUUUAAACAGCAGAGAGAAAAAGAAAGAGGGAACUCAUUUAGUGUCCUUUCCGUGCGUCGUGAUUGAGUUUUAGCGAGCCAGAGGGGGAGAGAGAGAGAAGGGGGAGAGAAAGAAGAAAAGCUCGGCGGGAAUGGCUUCAUCUCCGUGCGGCAGCAGUAACUUUGAUUCCGGCCUGGAGAUCAAAACUCGCUCCGUGGAGCAGACGCUUAUUCCCUUGGUGUCGCAGAUCACCACGCUGAUUAACCACAAAGACAGGCCAAAGAAGUCUGAGCGGACCUUGGCCUCUAUCCACCGUGUGGGUCAGGCAGUUAGUGUGGCAGUGGGUCGUUUUGUCGCUGUUGGGGAGGCCAUUGCCUCAGAAAACCAGGAGCUGAAGGAUGAGAUGGGUCAUGCAUGCUUUGAGGCUCGCAGAGCAGGUGAUGCAAUAGCCCAGCUGACAGAUGUAGGAUCAGCCAUGCAGCCCCAGACAGAUGGGCGUGUCACGGUGUUCAGUGAUAGGACCGGGAUGGUAAAGGCUGCCCGCCUGCUCCUCUCAUCAGUCACUAAAGUCCUCGUCCUCGCUGAUCGCAUCGUCAUCAAACAGAUCAUCACGUCACGCAACAAGGUUCUUGUAACACUCGACAAACUGGAAAGAGUCAGCACCUUCCAGGAGUUUGUGCAGAUUUUCAGUCAGUUUGGCAACGAGAUGGUUGAGUUCGCUCACCUGACAGGAGACAGACAGAAUGACUUGAAAGAUGAGAAGAAAAAGGCGAGAAUGGCAGCAGCCCGAGCAGUGCUGGAGAAAUGCACCAUGAUGCUCCUCACAGCCUCUAAGACUUGCCUGAGGCAUCCGGACUGUGAGUCAGCGAGGAUCAACAAAGACGCCGUGUUCCACCGAAUGCGCUGUGCCCUGGAGCAAGUCAUCGAGAUAGUCACAGAGGCACGGACCUGUGGGGAGAACAAGGUCCUGCCUACAAGUAUCUACAACACCAUCAAAGACUUCAAGUGUAGUGUGGAGUGCCUUCGAGAGAACCUGCAGUCUUCAACACCGCAGAUCAUGGCCGGUCAGCUGGAGGCCCUGGUGGAGCGCACAGAGCACUUUACCGAUUCACCCUAUACCAGUCACGAGCAGCGGCAGGCCAUUCUCGGCAUGUGCCAGCUGGCCCGCCAGGACACCCAACAGCUGGUGCACGCCUGGAUUGAGGCGCAGCAGUCUGUACAUGCCAAAGAGGCCACAGAAGAGCUGGAGGUGGCAAUCCUGAAGACCUGCCAGAGCAUCAGUGACCUGAAACGAGAGCUCCAUAAGGUCGCAGUGGUCCGUGCCUCCGACUUGCUGAAAGCUCACGCCGAGCAUCUGCCUCUGAGGGCCCUCAAAGCCGCUGGUGCCGAAGGGAACCUGGAGGCAGUGGCGGAGUAUUCGCGGACGCUCACUGAGCAGAAGGAGCAGCUGGUAGAGACCUGCAGGCUACUGUGCCAUGUGUCGGGGACGGAGCCUUUAGAGAUUACCUGCAUACAUGCAGAGGAGACCUUUCAUGUCAUUGGUCCACAGAUCAUCUCAGCUGCCCAGACGUUGGCCGUUCAUCCAUCUAGUAAAAUUGCAAAAGAAAACCUGGAGGUGUUCUGUGAGGCCUGGGACUCACAGCUCUGUGACAUGGCUCUGCUGCUGAAAGAGAUCAACAAUGUCUUUGAAGGAAGACGAGGUGACAAAAAGCCGUAUUUGUCUUUACCAAGACCAGGGAAACACUCAACUAACUUGAAGAAUGCAAAGGCUGUCAAGCUGGAUGCAGAGGAGCAGACGAGCAUGGCCAAGCUUGGACUGGAGCUCCGACUGCUCUCGUCUGAUGUGGACUCCGAGGUGGAUAAAUGGGAGGAGCAGGAACACGACAUUGUGCGGCAGAGCCAAAGCCUCGCCAGCAUGGCAUACAACAUGUACCUGUUCACAAGAGGGGAGGGGCUGUUGAAGACAACACUGGAUCUUUUUCAUCAAGCUGAGGUUCUGUCUGAAGAGGGGCUUCAGCUUUGUUCAUCUCUGCGCACAUUUUCCUCUCAGCUGGUUGAUGAGGAAAAGUCUGUGGUGAUCAUAGAAAUGGAGAAAUUGGUGACACUUUGCCAACAGCUGCAGAUGGGGGCCAAAACUCCAGUACAGGGCAAGACUGCCACCUUCCAGAAGGUGGACUCAUCGAUUCAGACAACCAGAAACAUCAUGACUGUGAUCCUCUCCCUUCUCCCUAUUACUAACAAGCUAAAUAAAAAGCACAAGUCAGAGAGGACGAGCCUAAGUUCCCUGCCGGACUGGGCAGAACGACAGGAUUCAUCCACACCAGUCAAAGAGGAUGGGGCUCUAAGCAGCAAAAACACAAACGGCUUUGGAGUCAAAUCCCUGGAGCAGCACAUGGCCAGCCUCAACCUCCUGGAGAGCAAAUAAGCCAGGAGACCGUCUGCGUGUUUGUUUUUCCCACUGUUGUCACAGCAACACAUAGUCAAGCUUAAAUCUGUGAAAUUAUCCCAUCAUUCCCUUCAAUCACUACAGGGUGAACUUGAAAUUUACGGCAAAUAUGGCUGACUUGGGUCAGACAGAGGUCAUAUUUGACUUGCGGGGGAAGGGGGGGGCGAAAUAUACACCAUGUCCAAUCAAAUGGAUUUAUUCCACAUUUAAUUGAACAACUAGAUGUUUCAAAGUUGAUAAUAGGACAAUCAGCCAACAGGAUGAGUCUUCAAAUAAAACACUCAGAUUUGAUGAUUAAGGGUUUCUACAGAAGUACCGGUAUAUCAAAAUUCUAUGUUUCCAGACAAAAUUUUUAAUUACUUUCAAGAUCUUUUCUAAAAUCCUUGAGAUUUACAGAAAAAAAAAAGUUUUGUCUUUGAUUUUUCAGGUCCCAAAAUGAUGAAACACCACAAUUUCACAAUUUAGAAACUGGCCAUCAGUUGUCUUUGUGAUAUAUGGCCAUCUAAUAUUUUUGGGGCAUCUGGAUUGUAUCACAACAGCUCAUCUU
Messenger RNA from Cyprinodon tularosa, 3151 nucleotides. RefSeq names its product catenin (cadherin-associated protein), alpha-like 1 (gene ctnnal1). Gene Ontology annotation, biological process: cell adhesion; Rho protein signal transduction. Bases 310 to 2583 code for a protein of 757 amino acids. Gene Ontology annotation, molecular function: actin filament binding; cadherin binding. Lineage: Eukaryota; Metazoa; Chordata; Actinopteri; Cyprinodontiformes; Cyprinodontidae. The record is from RefSeq and is a predicted model, not a curated record. The transcript has 19 exons.